AUGAAAUCGGGAUGCAGUGUUUUUGUAGGAAAUAUUGAUUUUGAAGUUCCUGUUGAUAAACUUAUAGAAGAACUAGGUGCUGUUGGUAAAGUUGUAGAUUUUAAACUAAUGGUUGAUAAAAAUACAAAUAAAUCGAAAGGAUUUGGGUUUUGUGAAUAUGAAUCACCCCUCAUAGCAGAAAAGGCUAUUAAACAUUUAAACAUUUCUUUUAAUGGGCGACCAGUAGUAAUUAAUUAUGCAGAGAAAGACACACCAGUUGAGAUAAAGGAAGAAACAACUUCUUUAGACAUAAAUAAUAUUAUUAAUGUGCUUAAUAAUAUGGAUGCAGAUAACUUAAAAGAAGUUAUUUUGUAUUUAAAAAAUUUAGCAAUUUCACAACCUACUUUUUUUAAGGAACUUCUUGCAAAAAAUAAUCAGCUGGUUUAUGCACUUCUUUAUUCUUUUAAACUUUUAAAAUUGGUGGAUGAAUCAUUAAUAACAGAUUUUAUCAAACAGAGUUUUAGUUUAGAAGAUAAUAAAGUACAAAUUUUAGAAAGAAUUAAAACUCUUAGUGACGAUGAAUUAGAAACUUUUUCUGGUGAUGUUAGAGAAAAAAUUAUAUAUUUAAGAAAUAAUUUGUUUAAGAAAAUUGAAUAA
Molecule: messenger RNA, 636 nt
Organism: Vairimorpha ceranae
Lineage: Eukaryota; Fungi; Microsporidia; Nosematidae
Product: cleavage and polyadenylation factor cf-ia component rna15
Exons: 1
Coding region: 1-636 (211 amino acids)
Cellular component (GO): mRNA cleavage and polyadenylation specificity factor complex
Molecular function (GO): mRNA binding
Source: RefSeq, a predicted model, not a curated record